AUGCUGCUCGGUGAUUAUUGCAUAGUUGAUGCAAAGUCUGACGAUCCGCAUGUUUUGGCCUAUGGUGAACCUACAUACCAUAUUCUCCCAGACAAAACGUCUGCAGUCGAACGAACUGCAUCCAUCUACAAGAACAGAAGAUCGUUGGGCCUUUGUGACGGCGAAAAAACUCUCACACUUCCAAACAACGCUACCGUAGUUCAGUGCAGGCACAGCAUGAAGGCCAAAGUCUCAAAAAUGGUCGAGUUUUGGGGUGCGGAAACUCCAUUUGCUAAUUUCAAUCGUAAAAAAUCGUCUACCUGCU
Cooperia oncophora is the source of this 304-nucleotide messenger RNA. The record is from the annotation of a GenBank genome assembly. Lineage: Eukaryota; Metazoa; Nematoda; Chromadorea; Rhabditida; Trichostrongylidae.